GGACCCGAAGUUCUGCGAAGGUUAAGUCCGCCGCCAUCCGAACGUGAUUAUAUCUUCAAUUUGAAUCAAGGUGAAUCGUUGUUGGAUCUGUACCAAGAUGAUACUAUGUAG
Anisakis simplex (herring worm) is the source of this 111-nucleotide messenger RNA. The record is from the annotation of a GenBank genome assembly. NCBI's taxonomy places the organism in Eukaryota, Metazoa, Nematoda, Chromadorea, Rhabditida, Anisakidae.